Messenger RNA from Microthlaspi erraticum, 468 nucleotides. The record is from the annotation of a GenBank genome assembly. Lineage: Eukaryota; Viridiplantae; Streptophyta; Magnoliopsida; Brassicales; Brassicaceae.
AUGAGUUUCCAAUUGGUCCAGCCAACACUUCCCUUGUCUUGCUGCCACAUGAAGACAUCCCAAGCCUACGCUCAGGUGUUGUCACUUUCCAGCCCAAUGAGGAAGACUUCUAUGUUCCAUCAAGUGAGAAACCAUCAUUCCCCAUGCUCACCUAUCGCACACUUCAGCAUGCAGUCAAGACUCAACGCCGCCAAAGAACGCCAUGUUCUCACUACUGGCAUGGCCGCGCAUCAAGCUCUAGACCGUGUUAACAAGCUGGAGAAGAUAGUGGAAUGCCAAUCUCGCUUCAUCUCACGCCUAGUUCGUGUAGUUCGCCACAUUGCACCGGAGAGACUCUUUCGCCCUUCUUCCACCGCUAGAGAGCCAUAUGAGCCUGACCUUGGUGAGUUCUCACUAGACUCAGAGCUUGGUUCAGAAGGCGAUGACCCCAUAGAUGAGGAAGAGAGUUCUUCUCACUGCCACACAUAG